Messenger RNA from Toxotes jaculatrix (banded archerfish), 2556 nucleotides. It is a transcript of the gene dpp3, whose product is annotated as dipeptidyl-peptidase 3. Gene Ontology annotation, cellular component: cytoplasm. Gene Ontology annotation, biological process: proteolysis. The coding region runs from base 91 to 2271 and encodes 726 amino acids. NCBI's taxonomy places the organism in Eukaryota, Metazoa, Chordata, Actinopteri, Toxotidae. Gene Ontology annotation, molecular function: dipeptidyl-peptidase activity; metalloexopeptidase activity. The record is from RefSeq and is a predicted model, not a curated record. The transcript has 19 exons.
GUGAACAGCGUGAGACUGCAAUUUGACGUUCGCAGGAGCUGUUUGAACAAAAUACGUUCCUUAUCAUCAGUGUUGAGCCUCAGACUAAAGAUGGUCGAUUCUCAGUACUACCUCCCAAAUGACAUUGGUAUCUCUGCACUUGACUGUGGUGAGGCCUUUCGUUUGCUUUCACCUCAGGAGAAGAUGUACGCCCACUACCUGUCACGGGCUGCCUGGUACGGUGGUCUGGCAGUGCUGCUGCAGACAUCCCCCGAGUCGGCAGACAUCUUUGUCUUGCUGCAGAGAAUUUUCAGGAAGCAGACGCCUUUACAGCUGGCACAGGUCGCCACGGAUGCUGGACUGAGCUCUGAGGAGUACCAGGCCUUUUUGGUGUAUGCAGCAGGUGUGUAUGCCAACAUGGGAAACUACAAGUCUUUCGGAGACACCAAGUUUAUUCCAAACCUGCCCAAGGACAAGCUGAAAACUCUGGUGAGGGCCAGCCAGGCUUUUCAGGAGCAGCCCACUGAGAUGGAGGCUCUGUGGGACAGCUGCUCGUGUCUUCUCUACUCCCUGGAAGACAGACAGAAACAGCUGGGGCUGGGCGAUAAGGGAAUUACCACCUACUUCUCAGGAAACUGCUGUCUGGAGGAUGCUGAGCUGGCUCAGAAGUUCCUUGACUCAAAAAAACUGUCAGCUUACAACACCCGUCUGUUUAAGAGGGACAGUGGAGGGAAACCAUGCUAUGAGGUGCGCUUGGCUUCAGCUGUGCAGAAAGAUUGUGCUGUGGACGGGGAAUGUGAGUCAUGCUGCGGCAGCUUCAACUUUGAAGACAAGGAGUUCACUGUGAAGAGGGGAGACUAUGCUACUCUAAUGGAGAAGGUCUGCUAUUAUCUCCAACAAGCUCAGGCCUACGCUGCCAAUGAGAACCAGAGAAAGAUGCUUGAAGAGUACAGACGCAGCUUCACCCUUGGCUCGAUUGAAGCCCAUAAAGAGGGCUCGCGCUACUGGAUCAAAGACAAAGGACCAAUUGUUGAGAGUUAUAUAGGUUUCAUAGAGAGCUACAGAGACCCAUUUGGCUCCAGAGGAGAGUUUGAAGGUUUUGUUGCGGUUGUUAACAAGGCCAUGAGCGAACGUUUUGCCAAGCUAGUGAGCUCAGCAGAAGUCUUGCUUCCCGAGCUGCCUUGGCCUAGGGAGUUUGAGAAGGACACUUUCCUUAAACCUGACUUCACCUCGCUGGACGUUCUCACCUUUGCCGGGAGUGGCAUACCAGCUGGCAUCAACAUCCCCAACUACGAUGACAUCAGACAGUCAGAGGGCUUUAAAAACGUGUCACUAGGCAAUGUGCUGGCUGUAGCCUAUGCUACACAAAAAGAAAAACUCACCUUCCUGGAGGAGGACGACAAGGAUUUGUUCAUCAAGUGGAAGGGUCCAUCAUUCGAGGUGCAGGUGGGUCUUCAUGAGCUGCUGGGGCAUGGAAGCGGCAAGCUGUUUGUCCAGGAUGACAAGGGCAAGUUCAACUUUGAUCAGAGCAAGGUGAUUAACCCAGAGACUGGAGAACCGGUAUCCAGUUGGUAUCGGGGCAGUGAGACGUGGGACAGUAAGUUCUCCACGAUCGCCUCCUCUUACGAAGAAUGCCGCGCUGAGUGUGUCGGACUCUAUCUGUGUCUCAGCAAGCAAGUGCUCAGUAUUUUCGGCCAUGAAGGCCAGGAUGCUGAGGAUGUGGUGUACAUCAACUGGCUCAGUAUGGUCAGAGCUGGACUGUUGGGCCUGGAGUUCUACACACCUGAGAGCAAGAGCUGGAGACAGGCUCACAUGCAGGCUCGUUUCGUGAUCCUGCGUGUCCUGCUGGAGGCCGGGGAGGGCCUGGUGGGCCUGGAGGAAGUGACGGGACAGGACGGCAAGCCAGACGCUAGAAUCACACUGGACCGAAGCAAGAUCCACACUGUGGGCAAGAACGCCAUCCACAGGUUCCUCUGUAAACUGCAGGUCUUAAAGUCAACAGCGGAUGUGGAAGGAGGUCGAGCUCUCUAUGACGGUUACUCCACUGUCAGUGACAGUGGUGCUCACAACUUCUUGCGUCUCCGGGAGACGGUGCUGCUGAGGAAGGAAGCCCGAAAGAUGUUUGUCCAGGCCAACACCAAAAUCAAUGGGGACAAUGUGGAGCUGGUGGAAUAUGAAGGCAGCGCGGCAGGUUUGAUUACCUCCUUCACUGAGCGCUUCCAAGAAGAUGCAGAGCAGCUGGAGGCCGAGCUUCUGGACCUGAGCAAAAGAGACGCCCACUGCUGGUGUUGAUGGACAUCUGCUCCGUAGGCUUCAAAAAUACCAGCUGAAAUCAGAUAGGUUUUUUUUUUUUUUUUUUUUUUCCCUUUUAACCAUGCGUGAUAUCAACGUGAUACUUAAUGGAUGUUAAAACGUGUAAAACCACAACGUGAUUCAGAUCCUUCAGGAGGACACUUCUGAAAAGGUUCAUACUUCAAAUAAAGCCAUAGAACAAGAACAGAACUGCCAAAGACACCAGCCACAGUUUUUCCCGCCACAACUCAGAUUCUGAACAUAUCAGAUCUGUCUUUGAUAACU